This is a messenger RNA of Ahaetulla prasina, 3265 nucleotides long. It is a transcript of the gene FERMT3, whose product is annotated as FERM domain containing kindlin 3. Bases 1012 to 3228 code for a protein of 738 amino acids. NCBI's taxonomy places the organism in Eukaryota, Metazoa, Chordata, Lepidosauria, Squamata, Colubridae. The record is from RefSeq and is a predicted model, not a curated record. Gene Ontology annotation, cellular component: cell-substrate junction. Gene Ontology annotation, biological process: cell-matrix adhesion; leukocyte cell-cell adhesion; platelet aggregation. Gene Ontology annotation, molecular function: integrin binding. The transcript has 15 exons.
CUUUUUUGUGGUUUAACCCGAUUUCUAGAUCGUAGACGGAUACAAAGCAGUACAAGUCCUCCACUUACGACCACAACCGAGCCCAAAAUUUAUGCGGCUGAGCGAGACAUUCGUUAAGUGAGUUCUGCCCCCAUUUUACGACCUUCCCACGGUUGUUAAGCGAGUCACUGCAGUUGUUCGAAGUUAAUUAACCUGGUUGUUAGGUGGCAUCCACUUGUCGGAAGUUUGCAAAGGGGAAUCAUGUGAUCCCAGGACAGUAGUGGAAUUCAGCCGGUUCUCUCCGGAUCGUGCGAACCGGUAGCGGCGACUGCAGGAGGCUCCCCCACCCCUGCCCAGACAGAAUGCACGACUACUGCGCAUGCGCAGAAGGUCGUGCCCAUGUGCAGAGGUGGGGCGUGCGAGCGAACAUUUGCGAACUGGUAGGGAAGGUCACUGAAUCCCACCUCUGCCCCAGGACACUGCAACCGUCAUAAAUAUGAGUCCGUUGCUAAGUGUCUGAAUUUGGAUCACGUGAAGGUAGGGAUGCCGCAACGGUCAUUAAGUGUGAAAAGCUAUCGUCGACCAUUCGUGAAUGGUCACGAAACGAACCGGUUGGCCAAGCGUCUGGAUUUUGAUAGCCUGUGACGGUCGUUAAGUGUGAGAAACCGGUCGUAAGCCCGUGUUUUGUUUUGCUUUUCCCCAGUGCGGUUGCAACUUCGAACCGUUGCGACACAAAUGGUCGUAAGUCGAGAACGACCUGUCUUCCGGAAGGAGAAAGCCGAGAAGGGGAACACAGGGAAAAACGAUAUUCAAAAAGCAGAAUUUCCUUUUCCAACAUUGGAAUUCGCACAACCCGGUCUCUUUUUUUUAGAUAUAUUAUAUUAAAAUCCGUUUCUUGGUAACUUGAGCAUGUCCCAGUAAAAUAGCAAGCAUAACUCCUUCCCCUGUCAAGGAUGCCUUGGGAGGUUUGUAAAUAGCGCUGGAUUUGCAAAAUAUGCAAGAUUUUACUCAAAGCCUCUGGCGCUAAAAAAAAUGCUCUUGUGUGUCACCAGGUUUUUUUUUUUUGGUUUUUUUCCGAGGCAGCGCAGCAGGGAGGAAGUUGCAAGGGGGGUGGGGUGCAAAGAAGACGCCCUUAAUUGGGGAAAGACCUGCAGGGAGAGGCGGGCUAGAACAAAAGGCCAGCGGUGGUGGUUCCCCGGGGACGUGUUUUCGAAUCCAGCUGGGGAGAUCUGGAAAAAACUUCAGGGGGGAAGACCGAAGCGGGGAAGGACCACCAUGGCUGGCAUAAAAACAGCGAGCGGAGAGUAUAUUGAUGACUCCUGGGAGCUCAGGGUCUUCGUGGAGGACCUGGGACCUGAGGCGGAGCCCAUCACACUCCGAGUCUCCGGGAGCCUGCAUAUAGGAGGCAUCAUGUUACAGAUUGCAGACAAAUUGAAACUUCAGAAGGACUGGUCAGAUCACGCCUUGUGGUGGGAGCAGAAGAAACUUUGGCUCUUGAAGACGAACUGGAGCCUGGAUAAAUACGGAAUCCUGGCCGACGCCAAACUCCACUUUACUCCGCAGCAUAAACCGGUGCUGCUUUUCCUGCCCAACCGUAGCAGCGUCCGGGUCCGAGCCAAUUUCGCCCAGCCCGUCUUCCGCACCGUUUGUGAUCUUUGCAGGCUACUCGCCAUCCGUCACCCGGAAGAGUUGUCCUUGCUGCGGGCGCCCGAAGAGAAGGACAAACGGAAGCAGAAGGAGAAAGAGGAGACCACGGCUCGGAGUUAUGACCUCACCAGCGUCCGGCUGCCAGCAAGCGCAGAGCAACAGACUUUCCGUGGGAUGCCUGCUCAUUUUUCAGAUAGCGCCGAAACCGAGGACUGCUAUCGGAUGCUGUCGGUCAGCCAGACGAACCUGACCCCCGAGCAGAUUGUCCGAAUGCACCGACCGGGAUCCCUUGUGGAAAAGACCAAGAUCAACAGCAGAUGGCUGGAUUCGUCUCGCACUUUGCUACAACAAGAAGUAAAAGAACAGGAGUGUUUAUGGCUGCGCUUCAAGUAUUACAGCUUUUUCGAUCUGGAACCAAAGUACGACGUCGUCCGGAUCAACCAGAUGUACGAACAAGCCCGCUGGUCGGUGCUGCUGGAAGAGACUGAUUGCACGGAGGAAGAGAUGAUCGUCUUCGCUGCCUUACAAUAUCGCAUCAACCAGCUGUCCUUGAACGCCGCUCCUGUGGAGCAGUCCAGCGAAUCCGGCCUGGAUGACUUAGACAAAGCUUUGGCUAACUUGGAGGUCAAAUUGGAAGGGUCAACCCCAACUCCGAAUGUUUUGGACAGUCUGACAGCCAUCCCAGAAUUGAAGGAUCACCUUCGAAUCUUCAGGCCCCGCAAACUGACCCUGAAAGGUUAUAAGCAGUAUUGGGUGACUUUCAAAGAAACGACCAUCUCGUAUUUCAAGAGCCCAGAAGACACGUUGGGAGAACCUGUCCAACAGCUCAACCUGAAAGGCUGUGAAGUAGUGCCAGAUGUCAACAUCUCUGGCCAGAAAUUCUGCAUUAAGUUGCUGGUCCCUUCUCCUGAUGGAAUGAGCGAGAUACAUCUGAGAUGUUCAGACGAGCAGCAAUACGCCAGUUGGAUGGCCGGCUGCCGUUUGGCAGCGAAAGGGAAGACCAUGGCAGACGCGUCCUACCAAGCCGAGAAGGAGAACAUUCUCUCCUUCCUGAAGUUGCAGAAGACCAACCCGGAAAUGUCCCUCACGGCAGAGACGGAAGGGACCCAAUGGCUGGUGUCUCCUCGCUACCAGAAGAAGUUCAAACCUAAGCAGUUAACUCCCCGCAUCCUUGAGGCCUAUCAGAAUGUCUCUCAGCACUCCCUGGUUGAAGCCAAGAUGAAAUUCAUCCAAGCCUGGCAGUCCCUCCCUGACUUCGGCAUUUCGUACUUCGUGGUCAGGUUCAAAGGCAGCAGGAAAGACGAAAUCUUGGGGAUCGCCAACAACCGCCUGAUCCGGAUUGACCUUGCCGUCGGGGAUGUGGUAAAGACGUGGCGGUACAGCAACAUGCGUCAGUGGAACGUCAACUGGGACAUUCGCCAGGUGGCCAUUGAAUUCGACGAGCACAUCAACGUGGCCUUCAGCUGCAUCUCCGCGGGCUGCAAGACGGUCCACGAAUACAUCGGGGGUUACAUCUUCCUGUCCACUCGGACAGCUGACCGAAGCCAGACGCUGAAUGAAGAGCUCUUCCACAAGUUGACAGGGGGCCAUGAAGCCCUCUGAUGUUUCUCCUACCAAGUGUUCUGAUCUAGGCUUCCCC